This is a messenger RNA of Dipodomys ordii (Ord's kangaroo rat), 4751 nucleotides long. It is a transcript of the gene Ccn4, whose product is annotated as WNT1 inducible signaling pathway protein 1. Gene Ontology annotation, molecular function: integrin binding; heparin binding. Gene Ontology annotation, biological process: cell adhesion; signal transduction. The record is from RefSeq and is a predicted model, not a curated record. Lineage: Eukaryota; Metazoa; Chordata; Mammalia; Rodentia; Heteromyidae. The transcript has 5 exons. Gene Ontology annotation, cellular component: extracellular matrix; extracellular region. Bases 46 to 1149 code for a protein of 367 amino acids.
GCAGCCAGAUCCUCCUCUGAGCCUCGCUGGCUUCCGUCCCCAGGCAUGAAGUGGCUCCUGCUGUGGAUGCUGGCAGCUGGGGCCGCAGCGGUGGCGGGCAGCGUCCUGACCACGGCUCUGGCUCCAACCCCCGCGCCUGUGGCCUUUACCCCAGCUCCACUGGAGGACACAACCUCACGCCCUGAAUUCUGCAAGUGGCCAUGUGAGUGUCCCCCGUCCCCGCCCCGCUGCCCACUGGGAGUCAGCCUAAUCACUGACGGCUGUGAAUGCUGCAAGAUAUGUGCGCAGCAGCUUGGGGACAACUGCACAGAGGCUGCUGUUUGUGACCCUCACCGAGGCCUCUACUGCGACUACAGUGUGGACCGCCCGAGGUACGCAAUAGGAGUAUGUGCACAGGUGGUCGGCGUGGGCUGCAUCCUCAAUGGCGUGCGCUACACCAACGGAGAGUCCUUCCAGCCCAGCUGCAGGUUCAACUGCACGUGCAUGGACGGCGCGGUGGGCUGCACGCCGCGGUGCCUCCGUGCGCGGCCCCCGCGCCUCUGGUGCCGCCAGCCCCGGCGUGUGAGCGUGCCCGGCCAGUGCUGCGAGCAGUGGGUGUGUGAGGAUGACUCCAGGAGGCCGCGCCAGACCGCCCUGCUGGACACCAGCGCCUUCGCUGCUGCAGGGGAGGUGGAACCCUGGCACAGGAACUGCAUCGCCUACACCAGCCCCUGGAGCCCCUGCUCCACCACCUGUGGGCUGGGCAUCUCCACUCGGAUCUCCAAUGUCAAUGCGCGGUGCUGGCCGGAGCAGGAGAGCCGCCUCUGCAACCUGAGGCCGUGCGAGGUGGACAUCCAGGCCUUCAUCAAGGCAGGGAAGAAGUGUCUAGCUGUGUACCAGCCAGAGGAGCCCACGAACUUCACUCUGGCAGGCUGUGUCAGUGCACGCUCCUACCGACCGAAGUACUGUGGAGUCUGCGUGGAUAACAGGUGUUGCAUCCCGUACAAAUCCAAGACGAUCGAGGUUUCCUUCCAGUGUCCCGAGGGGCCCGGCUUCUCCCGACAGGUCCUGUGGAUUAAUGCUUGCUUCUGUAACCUGAGCUGUAGGAAUCCCAAUGAUAUCUUCGCAGACUUGGAACCCUACCCUGACAUCUCAGAAAUUGCCAACUAGGCAGGUACGACUCAAAGGGUUUGGGGGCCUGCCUCAAAUGAUUACAAAGCAGCCAGCCCUCGGGGCCAAUAACUUCACAAGGGAGCAUUCUUUGAAUAUUCUCUACUCCUAAUCAGCCCGAUCCAAAUUCACAGCCUCCUUUCCUGUCUUCAACUGCUCAGACGAGCCUAGAUGGUGCUGCUCAGGCUGAAAACCACAGGUCCCCUCCUUGGUUGCUUUCUGCACCAUGCCAAAGAAAAUGUCUGUCUCUCCCUACUCUGGACAAGACCCAAGCCUGAUCCAACCUGCUCAAGUCAUCGGAAGUCCUCGUGUCCCAAGGAAUGCAAGAGGCUGGAGAUCUAGGAUCCCCAGUUUCCUCUUUAGAUACCAAACUAGAAGACCUUUGGGAUCCAUUCAGAAGGAUGGACAGAAUUGGGGACCCUAGAAGAAGCUAUUAUUUGGACUCUCAUACGGGGCUCUAAAGGCCAGUUCUGCUCUUAGCACACCAACAUUUGUAGCUAUGACUCCAAAGAUAAGCACACUGCAAGAACACCAGAUGUUUGCCAAGGAAGUAAAUGGUUGUUUCUGAUUUUUAAUGGAAAGGGGGAUUUCUCUGAUCUGAGCCUUGUCAAGUUCAAAUUUCUCUUUCCCCACGAAACUGUGAAGGGUCCAAAGUGGGUUCAUCCCAUCCUGAAAUGAAUUUGAUCAAACUCCCAUUGUUGUUCAUGGGAAAGUCCCCAGACAAUCCAGACAGGGUAAAGUCAGCUCAUUUCAGCAGCAGCUAAUGACCAGAGCACUCAAUGCUGUUGACGAUGGACUGUCCUUGAGAAGCUGGCCAGGGUCUUCCUUACAUCUUAAUUGUCUCUCUGCCUAGGGCUUGUGGAAGUGGGUGAGGCCCUCAGAACAAUCUCUCUGCCCUCUGAGUGGUGUCCUAGAUACCCUGUGAAGUCUAAACCAGAUCUACCAGGCUGGGUAUGGAUCAAAUUGAAAUCUGGUUCACCCUUCAUCAGCCUGGAUGGCCUCCAGGGCUCAAGUUUAUAAAACCACAAAGGUCUCUGAGCUCUGGACACAUCUCUGUCUGCUGACAUGACCUAUGUCAUAGCUUUAGGGACUAAAGAUCAACACAAUUUAACUUUCUGAUGUGAGGCAGAGGUUGACCAGAUGUUUAGAAAUAAAAAUACAUGUAUUUCAUAGAAUUUAAAAACCAAAGAGGGGUUGGAAGGAACAGAAGGUUGUUACAUGCGGAAAUGGGGCUAUUAUUUAUUUUGUUAGUAGAAAACACCAUUUACUGUCACAUUAUUUUCAUUUAGUACCUCUGAUGUCCUCUACACAUUGUUCUCAGUGUUUUACAUGUACUUGCUCCUUGAAUCUUCAUGGUAAUGUUAGGGAGUUUCCUUUGCUAUCUCUGUUCUUAUAAAUGUGAAAUAGAACCUUAGAAAGGUAAAGAAGGUAAAGAAACAGCAUGGGCCACUCACAUCUGCAUGAUCUAGCUUCCUAAUUUCCGGCUUCUCCUGCUUCUGAAUAUGUCAGGAUAGAAAACAUAUUGCAGUAAGCAACUUCUUGCUCUUAUUAUUGUCUAGCUUCUUUUCAAGUGAGUAUCUGACUUGCUGAUAAUUGAGGUACCUAAGCCUACAAAAUAUGUUGCUUAGAGAAAAAUCCUUGUAUCCCCUAUAGACCAUCUCUCCUGCAAAUGAGAAGCAGCUCACAACACAUUUGCCCAACUCUGCAUAUUGGUGGAUAUAAAGAUGGCUACAUGCAGAGGCAGAGAAGGACUGUACCAAUGUGACUUCACAUGGCUACAGCCUUGCGUGAAGCGCACAAGGGUGUAUCAAACAAAUUGUGCUAAACUGCUUUGAUUUAGAAGAGCUUCCCAUCGGUUUAAAAGUGCUCUUCUCCCAGUUGGGUGAAAAAAGCUAUUUUUUUUUAAAUCAGGGAAAACCUUAUGUGGAGUGCUAUAGGAAGAGACUUAAUAUUUCAAAGGAAUGGAUGUGCAAGAAUUUUCCUGUAAAGAGAACUUACUCCAUGAUGAAACCCUUUUCUGAGUUUGUGGCUCACGUUAGAAACACUAACAUUAACAUUUAAGCCCAUAGGAAAUUCAGCAGAAACUCUAAUGUAUCCUGAUUUUGGAAACUGAGGCUAACUUCCACUAUCAUCAGAAGACUGGUUGGAGGAGGGGAGACUGUCCUGGGGAGGGAUGGCUUGGGGUGGCCAGUGGGACUGGGCUGCUACCUUUUGAGAAACAGACAUAGCCUGCUGGGGGUGGAUUGCAGAGAGAAUGCUUCCACUGAUGAGUUAAAGCCUAAGGCAGGAGUUGUGCCCAAGGUAAUGGAGUUCCUUUUGACAGACAGAAUAGUCCUGCAAUGGUGUGGUCUGAUCCAAGAAAAAUCAAGAGUAAUAAUUAUAAUGAAAGUGAUCAUUUACUGAACAUCCAACUGGUGCUCAAACCUUACAUUACCUUAUCAGUUAUCUCUGUACUUAGGUGUACACUUCUCUUCCUCAUUUUAUAUAGAGAAACUCUGAGACAAAGAGGCUAAGGAGUUGGAGUUCAAACCCAAGCUUGUUCUGUUGUACUUUGCUUUGGGGGGCGGGGAGAGAAGGGGAGACUUCUCAGAGCAGACCCUGGACGUCCUAUGGGAGAUUCACAUUGGCAAGGAUUCAGACUGAUCCAAUAGGUCUUCCCCUGGUCUCCUGUAACCUUACGCUCUAGGAUGAAGGGAAGGCACAAUGACUUAACCUUCAAUGAAGGUUCAGUAGCUAGACCAAGUGUCUCAGGUGUUCUGGGAGAACCAAACCAUUGGUUCUUGCUGGAGCCAUCAUAGCUGUCUGGCAGGGCCCCUAACAUGCCACUCUCAUCAGAAGACUGCUGCGGGUAUAUGCUGCCCUGUCUCCUUGCUCCUCAUAGUCAGCUCAUGACAUCGCCAUUGUUCUAGUUGAGUGGUGCGCUGGCUGAGUCUCACAGGUAAAUAAUUGAAGGUCUUCCCAACCAGAAAACGAAAGACCAGGAUUCCAAACCCAGGAUGAGCUGAUACCCGAGCCAUCUUUUUUGACUCUCAGCCAGUUACCCUGCCUUCAAAUCACAAGAACAACUCUUCCAGGAGGUGCUUUAUUGAACAGAGGUCAAUACAUUGAUGGAAGAAGACUCAGAGGUUGAUAAGAAAAAGUAGUUCUGAAGGAUAGCCUUGCCCCCAAUCUCCUUAAAUCAUACUGUGUAUGUAGAAGAACUGUGGAGAAGCAGUGUAGCCCAGCUUUCAUGUCGAAUCACAUCAUUGCUUUAUAAAGACACAAAGCAACCAUGAUGAUGAUAGGUCAUGAUGAUGGUAGGGGUCGCUCAUGAUUGGAACGGCCGACUCUAUUCUUGCACAGGUAUGUGUGUAUAUAUGUAUGUAUGUAUCUAGUUUUGAAACUGUGAUUUCAUAUUUAAAUAUGCCUACUGCCAUUUUUGUAAGUGAAUAAACAAUACAUGUGAGAAAGUGCCUUAGAAUUUCCCAGGAGAGGCAUAAUCACUGUUGGUCAGUCUGUCAUGUUUUAUCAUUUGGGUAGCGUGGAACGUGUUUGCUCAACGUGGCAAGUUCUCAUGGCACCAUGUUUAUGGCUUUUCUCCUUAAAGCGAUAAAUAAAUCAUC